GCCUCUCCCCAUACGCCAUGAAUUGGUCCGCUUAGCACUCGAUGGGUAAGUUUGCCACUGGUUGGAUAUUAAACUGGGAGCAUCUGUGCUUUUUUUAGUCUUUUUUCCUUUUACCAUGAUUUAUGGAUCACUUUGGCGGCUCUGUCUCUCACACAAAUCUGGUUUUUUUCUUCUUUUUUGCAGUUUAUUCAAAAGUCCUGUGAGUGGCGCAACAAAGGAAAAGCAUGUUCUUCAAAUAGGUUGCGGUGAUGGCAGUUGGUGCGUGGAUAUGGCAUUGAUGUACCCGGAAUGGUCCGUCCUCGGUAUUGAUGACACGGGUCCUGCUCCGAUCCAGGGAAAACGAACGCCGCGCAACUUUUCCUACGUACGAUACGCUUCGCUUCUAAAAGGCUUGAAAACCUUGUCCGAUCAACAGUUUGAUUUUGUUUACGGUCGCUUUCUGGGUUUCUAUAACAAGCCUGCUUAUUAUGAAAAGCUCAUCAAAGAAUGUUGGCGCGUAUGCAAACCCGGUGGCUAUGUAGAAAUGGUCGAAUUGGAUAUGCAUAUCUACGGCAACCCUGCGCUUGGGCCCAUGACCCACAGUUUGAACGGCAAAGGUAUAUUUUCCUCAAAGGUAUAUGUGGUUUUGUCGAAUAGCGUGCUGAUGCGUACUUUUUUCUCUGUGUGCAUAGUGGUCAGGAAAAUGAAAUCGCGAUCCAUCGAUCCUCAAGUGGCAACCCAUCUUCAAGACUUUUUCUUUAAUGAGCUACUAGGGCAACCACGUAUUCGGGGCGACGGAUACAGUACCCAUUACAUAUCUUUGCCUCUCGGUGUUUGGGGCGGUCGACUUGGAGUGAUGUUCAGGGAUGAUCUACACGAUAUCAUCGAAUACUGGGAAGAAGAAGAUGAUGCAAUACGAACGAAUCAAGAGCUGGAUAGUGCACUUGACACUCUCGACGUUGAACUGGAACGGGAAAAAGCCUUUAUGAAUCUCCAUUAUGUGUAUGCACAAAAACUGUAAUAUCUAAUCUUAUUCUAUUAUUUUUAUAAUCGAUUGUGAAUCGAAAACCCCCUUCCCCCAAAAAAAGAACCAUUGAA
Molecule: messenger RNA, 1077 nt
Organism: Radiomyces spectabilis
Lineage: Eukaryota; Fungi; Mucoromycota; Mucoromycetes; Mucorales; Radiomycetaceae
Exons: 2
Coding region: 116-1000 (294 amino acids)
Molecular function (GO): methyltransferase activity
Source: RefSeq, a predicted model, not a curated record